Molecule: messenger RNA, 358 nt
Organism: Drosophila willistoni
Lineage: Eukaryota; Metazoa; Arthropoda; Insecta; Diptera; Drosophilidae
Product: cysteine-rich PDZ-binding protein
Exons: 2
Coding region: 63-356 (97 amino acids)
Biological process (GO): cytoplasmic microtubule organization
Cellular component (GO): dendrite
Molecular function (GO): microtubule binding; PDZ domain binding
Source: RefSeq, a predicted model, not a curated record
UUCAGAUAAUAAGGGCACACUGUAUUGUAAAAAAGUAAACAAUUGACGAAAAUUUAACUAUAAUGGUUUGCGAGAAGUGCGAGUCCAAAUUAUCAAAAUUAUCGACUCCAAAUCCUUGGCGGACCAGCGGAGCACCGGCUGGCGGACGAAAAAUAAAUGAAAAUAAAGCCUUAUCAUCGGCCCGUGAGCGCCUCAAUCCUAUAGGCACUGCACUGGCCCCAUGCAGAAUUUGCAGACAAAAAGUUCAUCAAAUGGGAGCACAUUAUUGCCAGGCUUGUUCUUAUAAAAAAUUAAUCUGCGCAAUGUGUGGCAAAAAGAUACUUAACACCAAAAACUAUAAGCAGAGCUCAACGUGAAA